Molecule: messenger RNA, 605 nt
Organism: Symbiodinium pilosum
Lineage: Eukaryota; Dinophyceae; Suessiales; Symbiodiniaceae
Source: the annotation of a GenBank genome assembly
GCAAGUUUCAGCGCCGCCCAUUCGACACCAACAGCCGAGCUGUACGAAUCGCUUGUUUGACCGAGAAGAUUUUACGUUUGCGUGCUCAUUUACUUAGGACAGACAUGGGCGGUCCCCAUCAAGAGGCCAAAGAAUCGAUGAGGAAAUGCCUCUCACGGCGAAAUCGAGCCAUGAAAGUUCUGUACAAGACAGAUUACCCGCUCUACAAGCACACUUGCCAAGAACUGGGAAUCCGAUGCAUAAGGUAUGCGAUUCCGAUGAGACCGGAGCCGCAGACGAUGAUCAAUGCGCAAGCCGUUGAUGGUGAUUAUGCAAAGUGGCUUAUCCGGCAGCGGAUUUACAAAACCAAAUUCAGACCUCGAGAACUACGCGAACCCGGAUCUCAAAGAAGAAUUCGCUGGUCACGUCAUCCGCUGGAGCCUGUGCCAGCCAGCCACGGCAGGCCGAAAGCCACACCUCAGCAAGUCUCUACAGCCUGGCCAUAUGGAGUUCGACAAGACCGUGUGGAGGGAAAGCAGGUGGUGUACAACCCAACAGCAGCUGGUCGUGGCUUCCAGCCUGCUAAAAUGAAGAUUGUAGGUGGACGAACUCAGGAACCUGAGUGA